Molecule: messenger RNA, 1636 nt
Organism: Musa acuminata subsp. malaccensis (wild Malaysian banana)
Lineage: Eukaryota; Viridiplantae; Streptophyta; Magnoliopsida; Zingiberales; Musaceae
Product: protein TAB2 homolog, chloroplastic
Molecular function (GO): RNA binding
Source: RefSeq, a predicted model, not a curated record
CAGGUUCGUGGGACUCGACCGACGCGACUGCACAUGGUAAGAUCUCGGAAUCGGACACGAGCAGGAUAACGUCUCCUCUCCCCUUGUUCGUUGGUUGGCCAGAGAGCGGGCACUGCUUCGCGAUCAAACAACCAUGGCGACGCUCGGCCUCAACUGUUAUUCCUCUAGAAUCAGAGUCGCCAGGCGGCAGCCCGCACCGCUCCCUGCUUCCUCUCUUCACCCUCUCUCCAAGCCCCGCUCCUUUCCUCUAUCGCUUCUCCCCCCUCCCGCUACCCACUCCGGAACGCGGCGGCCCCGGCUCCAGUCGCCAUCAGCCUCCGUCUCAACGACGUCCACCGCUGCUGACGACGAGGAGGACCUACAAGAGGAGGCCGACGAGGAGGAGGCGGUGGACCCGACGGCGGAGUUGCGGUUCCUGGACCCGGCGGUGGAUCCCGGGAGCAUCCGGGAGUGGGAGGUGGACUUCUGCUCCCGCCCCAUCCUCGACGACAGGGGGAAGAAGCUGUGGGAGCUCGUCGUCUGUGAUCGCACCCUCUCCCUCCAGUUCACCCGAUUCUUCCCCAAUAACGUCAUCAACAGCGUCACCCUGAAGGACGCCAUCGCUUCCAUCAGCGACAUGCUGGGCGUGCCCUUGCCCGAGAAGAUCCGAUUCUUCAGGUCACAGAUGCAGACGAUCAUAACCAGAGCUUGCAAUGAGCUCGGAAUCAAAGCAAUCCCCAGUAAACGGUGCAUAACACUUAUUUUAUGGCUGGAAGAGCGCUAUGAGACAGUGUACACCCGUCAUCCUGGUUUUCAACAAGGAUCAAAGCCACUUUUAGCUUUAGAUAAUCCAUUUCCUAUGGAUCUUCCAGAUAACCUCUUUGGGGAAAAGUGGGCAUUUGUUCAAUUACCUUAUUCAGCUGUUUUGGAAGAAAUCUCAUCUUUUGAGACAAGAUAUGCCUUUGGAGGGAGCCUGGACUUGGACCUUUUGGGCUUUGAAAUGGAAGACAAGACAUUGGUUCCUGGGCUUGCUGUUGCGUCUUCACGUGCUAAACCUUUGGCAGCUUGGAUGAAUGGCUUGGAGGUCUGCUUGGUGGAAGUAGAUGUUUCCCGGGCCUGCUUGAUUCUAUCAGUUGGAGUUUCUACCAGGUAUAUCUACGCCACCUACAAGAAAAAUGCAGCGACGACAAAGGAGGCAGAGGCUUGGGAAGCUGCAAAGAAGGCGUGUGGAGGUCUGCAUUUUCUUGCCAUCCAAGAGAGUUUCGAUUCAGAAGACUGUGUUGGGUUUUGGCUCCUGUUGGACUUGCCUCCACCACCAGUGUAAUGGCAGAAAAACUGGAACCAGAAUCUCACAUUUAAAGAAUCAAGAUGUUAUUCGACUCCAAGGAGGAGGUCCUCAGCUGCUCCUGGCAUUGUUAUCUCAAAAGCAUGUAAAAGAACUCGGUGAUUGCACCAAGCUACAUCUAGAAGAAGAUGACGGAGAAAUCUUUUUUUUUUUCUUGUAACACUUAUCAACCUUUAUCUUUUCAUCUUUAUAUACUUUGUGUGAAGUGGGCUUGCAGCUGUCUUUUGGACCUAGUAAUUUGUUAUGGAGAAGCUUGUUCAAUAUGAUCAAAAUGCUUAAAUUGAUCAUGUCAAAAUCAGGUCUUUUUGUCAA